Molecule: messenger RNA, 398 nt
Organism: Theobroma umbraticum
Lineage: Eukaryota; Viridiplantae; Streptophyta; Magnoliopsida; Malvales; Malvaceae
Source: RefSeq, a predicted model, not a curated record
AUGACAAAUCAAAGUUUUGCUACAUCUUUUUUCAGUUUGGAAGAGGCGAAGGAAGCUGCACUGCACCAUUACAGUAAAAGCUUUAGAGGUUUCUCAGCCAUGCUUACACCAGAACAAGCUAAAAAAUUUGCAGAGAGCGACUGGAUUGUUUCUGUGUUCGAAAGCAGGAUGAAUAAGGUUCAUACCACACGUACAUGGGAUUUUCUAGGACUAGACUCCAUUGAACAAUAUAAGCAGCUUCAGUUGGAAUUGUCAUCCAACGUUAUUGUUGGUGUAAUCGACACUGGAAUUUGGCCUGAAUCAGAGAGCUUUAGCGAUGAAGGAUUGGGUCCAGUGCCUGGAAAAUUCAAGGGAGAAUGCGUACCCGGAGAACAGUUUGCAUUGUCUAACUGCAAUAG